AUGACCCAACUAAAUCUUUCUUUCCUCUUGAACUUGUCUUUAUUUGUGUUAAUAGCACUAACUUGUGUGUCGGGAAAACAUUACCGAGCAACCAAGUUAAUUGCUAAAAAUAGUUUUUUGACAGCAAAAGUUGAUUCUGAAAGUAUAAACGAGUCACAAGAGUAUGAGGUUUAUAACUACACACAAACACUGGAUCACUUCAAUUUUAACCCCGAAAGUUACACGACUUUUCAACAACGUUAUGUGGUGAAUAGUAAAUAUUGGGGUGGACCCACUAACAGUUCCCCGAUCUUUCUUUAUGUGGGUGCGGAGUCUGAUAUCAUGGGAGAUGUAGAAUAUAACGGGUUCGAGCACGUGAUUGCUUCACGAUUUAAAGGUCUUUUGGUCUACAUUGAGCAUCGUUAUUAUGGUACUUCCAUGCCAUUUGGGUCUUAUGACGAAGCGUAUAAAAAUGCUAGCACUCUUGGAUACUUUACUUCAGAGCAAGCUUUAGCAGAUUACGCUCAAAUAAUCAUUGAUGUUAAAAGAAACAUGUCAGCAGUACAUUGUCCAGUCAUAGCUAUUGGAGCAUCGUAUGGUGGAAUGCUUGCUUCGUGGUUCCGCUUGAAAUAUCCACAUGCUGCUUACGGAGCAUUGGCGGUUUCAGCUCCAAUCCUCUAUUUUAUGGGCCUCACUCCUGAAAACGGUUAUGCUUCUAUUGUUUCAAAAGACUUCAAUAGUACAAGCACGAGUUGCUACAAAACCAUAAGAGAAUCUUGGUUUGAAAUUGAUAGAGUUGGUGCUCAACCUCAGGGCCUGUUGAAUCUCUCCCAAACUUUCAACACAUGCACGCCUGUGAACACGACUAAAGUUCUAAAGUAUUAUUUGGAGAUUAUAUACGACGUUAUGGCUCAAUAUGAUGAUCCUACAGUUAGCUAUUUACAAACAUUUUGCAAUGCAACGGAUGCUGCUGGAGAACAAACUUACAUCCUUGACAGAAUCAUGGCUGGAUAUCGUAGUGUAGCUGAAACAGGUUGCAUAACUUUAUUUGAUAUGGGAUUCAACAAAAAAUCCGGAUGGGAUUGGCAGUCGUGUACAGAAAUGGUAAUGCCGAUGGGACAAGGAGAAAAUGAUACGAUGUUCCAAGCAGACCCUUUCAAUUUGGGCGAAUACACAAAGGAAUGCCAACAAGUCUUUGGUGUCACCCCAAGACCUUAUUGGGCUCCUAUAGAAUUCGGGGGUUAUGGUAUAAAAACUGUCCUUGAAAAGUUCGCAAGCAACAUUAUCUUCUCCAAUGGUUUACGAGACCCAUAUAGUUCAGGAGGUGUUCUUCAAAACAUAUCAGAUACAGUUGUCGCUAUUUAUACACAAGAAGGACACCAUUGCUCGGAUCUUUUAACUCCUAUGACUACGGAUCCGGACUGGUUAGUUGAACAGCGAAACAAAGAGAUCAACAUCAUAGAAGGGUGGCUCUCAAAGUAUACGUUCGCCAAUGCUAACUAG
Messenger RNA from Lactuca virosa, 1482 nucleotides. The record is from the annotation of a GenBank genome assembly. Lineage: Eukaryota; Viridiplantae; Streptophyta; Magnoliopsida; Asterales; Asteraceae.